Molecule: messenger RNA, 610 nt
Organism: Protopterus annectens (West African lungfish)
Lineage: Eukaryota; Metazoa; Chordata; Ceratodontiformes; Protopteridae
Product: cytochrome c oxidase subunit 4 isoform 1, mitochondrial
Exons: 4
Coding region: 1-471 (156 amino acids)
Biological process (GO): mitochondrial electron transport, cytochrome c to oxygen
Source: RefSeq, a predicted model, not a curated record
AUGGACUGUGAUGCAGAUAAUGAAGCCUUGCAGUUAGGUGUUGCUAAAGUAGAGGAUUUCUCUCUCCCAGCAUACUUUGAUCGUCGGGAUUCUCCCCUUCCAGACAUAGAGUAUGUAAGAAACCUUGACAAGGAUCAAAAGGCACUGAAAGAAAAAGAAAAGGGAUCAUGGGCUACCUUGAACAAGGAAGAAAUUCUUUCAUUGUAUCGCAUUAAGUUUCAGAAUACAUUUGCUGAAAUGAACAAACCGUCAUCUGAGUGGAAGACUGUUGUGGGUGGAAUUCUGUUCUUGACUGGAUUCACAGGUCUCAUUGUUUGGUGGCAAAGGAUGUAUGUCUAUGGCGAUGUUCCUCAUACACUGAGUGAAGAAUGGCAGGCUCAGCAAGUGAAGAGAAUGCUGGACAUGAGAGUGAAUCCAGUAGAGGGCUUCUCUGCCAAGUGGGACUACGACAAGAAUGAGUGGAAAAAAUGAACUGAUUUAAAGGACCAGAUCUGCAGUUUACUUGAAUUUCAGUAGCUCCAUUAUUAACAGAUUACCUCGUGCUUAUGUUUCUCUGGCAUUUUCCUGGCAUUUGGGACCGAAAUAUUAAAAUUUAUUCCUACUUCAAUAA